AUGUUGUGGAUCGCAUCAUCUUCUUUAUACAUAAACUUCAGAAAUAGAAAAUUAAUGUACAAAGCGUGGUUGCCAUAUAAUUAUUACUCAUCGACAAUACUUUUUUAUCUGACAUCUGCUCAUCAAAUGCUAAGCAUGACUAUCUCAAUGUUUGUAAAUAUUGGUUGCGAUACUCUCAUCUGUGGAUUAUUAGUCCAUAUUUGCUGUCAAAUUGAGAUUUUGACUUAUCGCCUGAGAAACAUUAUAUUUUGUUCAGAUGUUCUUCGUAUUUGCUUACAUCAACAUUACCAUAUCUUCAGAUUUGCUUUACUUGUAAAUGAAAAAUUCAGAGUGACUAUUGCUAUUCAAAUAAUAUUAAGUACAAUGAUGAUAUGCUUGAGCCUUUAUCAAAUUAGUAAAACAACAGUAAAAGCUAGUUUUAUUCAGUUCAUAUUAAUUAUAAUUUGCGUAUUGACGCAAAUUUUUUUCUAUUGUUGGUAUGGUAACGAAGUAAAGAUAAAGAGUUAUCAGAUCAUCGAUGAUAUUUUCGAAAUGGAAUGGCUGACAUUAGAUAAUAAUAUAAAGAAGUCUUUAAUCAUUAUGAUGAUGCGAGCACUUGUGCCUAUUCAGAUUAAUUGCGCUUAUGUUAUUCCUAUGAAUCUCGAUUCCUUUAUGAACGUUAGUACAGAUAUUAAAAGUUGA
This is a messenger RNA of Cyphomyrmex costatus, 681 nucleotides long. RefSeq names its product odorant receptor 46a-like. Bases 1 to 681 code for a protein of 226 amino acids. The transcript has 3 exons. Lineage: Eukaryota; Metazoa; Arthropoda; Insecta; Hymenoptera; Formicidae. Gene Ontology annotation, cellular component: plasma membrane. The record is from RefSeq and is a predicted model, not a curated record. Gene Ontology annotation, molecular function: olfactory receptor activity; odorant binding. Gene Ontology annotation, biological process: detection of chemical stimulus involved in sensory perception of smell; sensory perception of smell.